This is a messenger RNA of Sinocyclocheilus grahami, 3644 nucleotides long. Its product is annotated as rac GTPase-activating protein 1-like. Lineage: Eukaryota; Metazoa; Chordata; Actinopteri; Cypriniformes; Cyprinidae. Gene Ontology annotation, molecular function: GTPase activator activity. The record is from RefSeq and is a predicted model, not a curated record. The coding region runs from base 146 to 2065 and encodes 639 amino acids. The transcript has 17 exons. Gene Ontology annotation, cellular component: spindle midzone; nucleus; cleavage furrow. Gene Ontology annotation, biological process: Rho protein signal transduction; mitotic spindle midzone assembly; mitotic cytokinesis.
ACUCCUCUAGACGCUAACGUUAACAACAUAUCCGGGUAAACCAACCUGGUUGAACAAACCGGUGAGGUGCUGUUGUCCCUGGGGGAAUUUUUUUGAAUCACAUUGUUUCAUACACAAGGCUGGGCGUCUACACAAAUCCGAGGACAUGGACACUGCUGUGAUCAAUCUUCACAGCAUUUUUGAAAGCCUGCGGGCACAAGCUGAUGUUCUCAAUGAAAGCAUUGAGCCCCAGUUCAUUCAGAUGGCUUUGAAUUUUGAGAACAGCCGUCGUAAAUGGCUGAGACUCGAGCAGGAGCUGAAUGCUUGUAAGGAGGUGCUCACCAAGGCUGAGACAGAGCGAGGAGCUCUAGAGGUCAAGCUCAAACAUGCCCGCAACCAAGUAGACGUGGAGAUCCGUAGGAGACAGAAAGCUGAGGCUGACUGUGCAAAACUGGACCGUCAGAUCCAGCUCAUCCGGGAGCUGUUGGUGUCUGAAGGCUCCAGUAACAGCAUCCAGUUAAAUGAGGAGCAGCGCUCCGCUCUGGCCUUUCUGAAUGCCCGUUCCCAGAAUCCUGCAAACCUCAACACUAGCCGACGACUGGCCACCAUUGAUGAAUCGGCCUCUAUCUUGUCAGACAUCAGUUAUGAUAAAACUGAUGAUUCUUUGGACUGGGACUCUUCUGCAAUCAGGGCUGUUCGUCUCAAGAAACGGCAAAAGAGACGCUCCUCCCGAAACCACACAGAUGGCCCCCCUGCUGCUGCCAAGAGGUCCCGUUCCACCGGCCGUACCUCUGAGAAUGGUAAUGAGUCUCUGGUGGCUAAGACCACCGUGACGGUGCCCGCUGAUGGCGGACCCAUUGAAGCUGUCACCACAGUGGAGGCUGUUCCUUACUGGACCCGGAGCCGCCGAAAAACUGCUGCUCUGGAGUGGGACACUGCUGACACAGACUCUGUUCAGUCUAUGGAUGUGUUCAAGCAGCCCAGUCAGCCCAAUGGAGAGAUCAAGACACAGCCCAGCACUCCCCAGGGCAACGGAGGUGUACGCCUGCAUGAGUUUGUCUCCAAAACGGUGAUCAAGCCAGAGUCUUGUGUACCAUGUGGUAAGAGGAUAAAAUUUGGGAAGAUCUCCCUAAAGUGCAGGGACUGCCGUGUGGUGGCCCACCCCGAGUGCCGUGAGCGCUGCCCUCUGCCCUGCAUUCCAACCAUGACUGGGACUCCAGUGAAAUUUGAGGAGGGCAUCCUAGCAAAUUAUGUGUCCACCUCCUCUCCCAUGAUUCCUUCGCUAGUGGUGCACUGCGUUAAUGAGAUUGAGCAGAGAGGCCUGCAUGAGACUGGUCUGUACCGAGUGUCUGGCUCUGAUCGAGUGGUCAAGGACCUGAAAGAGAAGUUCCUGCGUGGGAAGACUGUUCCCUUGCUCAGCAAGGUGGAAGAUAUCCAUGCCAUCACUGGUCUCCUCAAGGACUUCCUGAGGAACCUCAAAGAACCCCUGCUGACCUUCCGCCUCAACCGUGCCUUCAUGGAUGCUGCUGAGCUGUCCGAUGAUGACAACAGCAUCGCCUUGAUGUAUCAGAACAUCAGUGAUCUUCCACAGCCCAACAGAGACACUCUGGCCUUUCUCAUCAUCCAUUUGCAGAGGGUGGCCCAGAGCAAAGAUACAAAGAUGGACAUAACCAAUCUGGCUCGGGUAUUUGGGCCCACAAUUUUGGGUUAUGCCGUGCCUGACCCAGAUCCAGUGACCAUCCUGCAGGACACAAAACGGCAGCCGAAAGUGAUCGAGCGUCUCUUGAGUCUGCCUGUGGAGUACUGGAGUCAGUUUAUGAUCAGCGACAACCACCAGGGUCGCAGUGAUCACAUGAUCAUCGAGAACUCCAAUGUCCACGCAACUCCUGAUAACAAAACAAGUAUGUUUGGGCCCCUUACGACUCCUGACCAGCAGAUGAGCAAGACCCCAUCAUCCAGCUCUCUCUCCCAGCGCAUGAAGAAUGCAACUCUUAAUGCAAUCACUCCAAAAUUUUCUAGCAGGAGCAGAGCUGCAGUCAGCGUCCCUCGCCAGGGGCACUUCUUCGCCUCUCCUCUCUUGAAGUAGCCCUGAAGCUCCUCAAGGCUGAGUUUUACUUUUCUUUGGGAAACAGCUGCAAUAUAUUACAUUAUCCUACUUGCAUAUUAUGUCUGGUUUGUCCAUCAGUUUGAACCAUAUUAACACUACUCUUUUUAUCUGUUGAGUUUUCUAGUAACAUUUGUAUUUUAGUCGCUUUUAAAUGUUUUAAUGUACUGUUAACAUUCUCACAACCAAAGCGAUAGGCUGAUAUAAGCACUUCCAUCAGUUACUGAAUCCUCUAUUAACAACAGAAUAUGCAUCAGUUUGGGAGUUCUUUAUCAAGAAACCUGAACUUGGUUGUAGCAUCUAGAACAAAAAAGGUUAUGCUGUAUGCAAGAUUUGUAUAUAGUAUAAUCUGUAUAUUGUGUGUUUUACAAGGAACGACAAGCAAAAUCUCAAUCUCUUAGAGGGUUCAAGGCUUUAGUGACUAUCAGGUUUUUCUAUGUAGAGUGUAAACUGUGUUUUUAAACACAGUCAAGCUUAGAUUUUACAGCCAGUAGGUUAAAUACAGAAUUUAAGAUGAUGUUGCUGUUCAUGUUAAAAUGAAUGAUGCUGAUGUUUAAAUUAUCCAUUUGUUGUUUGAGAUGCACUGUGCUUUUGAAUCGUCUAAGAUUUAUGCAUAGAGCGGUUCAAGACAAGAAAAUUGAGAAUUCUAUGCAAUUUGUAUGCGAAAACACUAUUGGUUGUUUUGAUUGGGCAUUUUGUCUUUUAGCUUCAUAAUUGCUUUUGAUCAUAAAUGAACAUGGCCAGAAUUAUUUUAGACUUUCACUGUGGCAUUGAUUUAUGUCUUUAUGCAGUAUUGGCUCAAUUUAUUGAAUUUUAUACCGUAUUUAAAGUAGAAAAACAAAAUAUGGUGCCCUCUGGGAGAAUUGACUGAUUUUGAAGGAUCUAGCGUACCUCGUUCAAUUCAUAAAAUAUUAUAAUGUUUGGACACUCUUUACUGUAUACAAUUAGUCAUUUUCCUUUCAGUGGUGCAACGUUUUCUGGACCAGUAGUUGUGUAGCACUGAACGGUCAUGCUUUCAUCAUUUUAAAAGGGCAAUUGUUUCUGUGUUGAACAUUGAAGUUGAUUUAUCAACUCAGUUGCUUUUCAAUUUGAGUGGUGUGAUAUUUUGUAAGACUUGUGCUGUUUGUAAAAUACAUUCAUUUAUUGCAAGUCCUUUGUGUCUGUCUUUUAACACAUUGCAUUGGGGUUUAGAGUUAGACUGAAGUGGCGAGACUUAAAUGUUCACAUUUAAAAUACAAUACAAAAUCACUGAGGCACAAAGCGUGCCAAAAUGUAAGAUUUAAUGGACAUAUGAAUUAAUGGAAAAAGAGAAGUAUUGAUUGAUUUCUUGAAGAAAGUUCUUGUGGGUUACAACUGCAAAGUAGCUAGGUGUACUGAAAUUGUUAUAAUGAAGAAACUAUAACCAGGAACGGGGACAUCUCUAGAUUUUUUUUUUUAAGGAAUUAUUUACUCAAAUGUAAAUUUGGAUCAAAUUUACGCACCCUCAAGUCAGCCAUGAUGUAGACGAUUUUGUUUGUUUGUUUUUCUUCAUCAGAACAGAUUGUGAGAAAUUUAGCAUACA